GAAAUUCGGAGAGAGUUUCCGGCCAUUGUUCUGUCCUUCUGGCGUGCGUGGCUGGAGUCCGAAAGGUCCUGCCUGAUUCCCGGUCCUCUUGUCUCUUGUCCCCGCCGCCCACGGCUGGGUGCUCAUCUCUUCCCCCUGGACUGCCCCGGGCUCCUGAUAAUGUCAAUCAGAAAAAACCCAACCAGCUGGGGCAUUUAGCAGCUCAAAGAGGGUUGCAUCCUCUUGGCAGCUCCCAAUACCGGUAGCAAUAAUAACAAUCAUUUUAAGAUUUACAAAGCAUUUUCUUCACAAAGGCCCUGAGGGAGUGUCACUAAAGAUACAUUCCUUGUGUAUUGUAUUCUGAUAGAAGACAGGAGUUCCAGAGCAUCCCAUGGAAACACAAGCUGAUUGUGUAUCUCAGGAACCUCAGCUCCUGCUUGAGAGUGCUCCACCUUCUCCCAAAGUUUCUGCUUCUCUUGAUAAAGAUAACCUGGGAGACCAGAUGUUGGCAGCUGCACUUCUAAAAGCCAAGUCCCAGGAACUGGUGACAUUUGAGGAUGUAGCUGUGUACUUCAUUCGGAAGGAAUGGAAACGUUUGGACCCUGCUCAGAGAGAUCUCUACAGGGAUGUGAUGCUGGAGAAUUACGGGAAUGUGUUUUCAUUGGGCUUUCCAUUUCCAAAUCCUGAGAUAAUUUCUCACUUGGAUGGAGAAGAAGAGUCAUGGGUCCUAGAUUUGAAGGGAGCUGAAAGCCAGGAACUCCAAAGUGCCUCUUGUAUAGAUGGUGAGACCAGAACUAGGAAUGAUCAAGAAAUUUCUGAAGCUGCAGAAUCACAUGGGGUGAUACUGGGAAGAUUUCAAAAAGAUGUUCCUUCAAGUCUCAAAUUUGGAGAAACCUGUGAAUGGGAAGGCAAUUUAGAGAGGCAACUGGGAAGCUCCAUGGAGGAAAGACUAAGGAGAAAGAUGGGAGAUCUUAGACAAGUGAUAGUUGAGGAUCAGAAAAGCCCCACAGGUGAGAGAGUCCAGCAGUACAAAGAAUUUGGGAAUAGUUUUAGUCUUAAUUCAAACCUUGUUAUACAUCAAAGAGGUUCUGUGGGAGAUAAACCCCAUAAGUGUGAUGAAUGUGGCAAAAGCUUUAAUCGAACUUCAGACCUCAUUCAGCAUCAGAGAAUCCACACAGGGGAGAAGCCCUAUGAAUGUAAUGAGUGUGGGAAAGCCUUCAGUCAGAGCUCACACCUUAUUCAGCACCAGAGAAUUCACACUGGAGAAAAACCUUAUGAAUGUAAUGACUGUGGGAAAACCUUCAGUUGUAGCUCUGCCCUUAUUCUACAUAGGAGAAUCCAUACUGGAGAGAAGCCCUAUGAAUGUAAUGAGUGUGGAAAAACUUUUAGUUGGAGUUCAACCCUUACUCAUCAUCAGAGAAUACAUACUGGGGAAAAACCUUAUGAAUGUAAUGAAUGUGGGAAAGCAUUCAGUCGGAGCUCAACCCUUAUUCAUCAUCAAAGAAUUCAUACUGGAGAGAAGCCCUAUGAAUGUAAUGAAUGUGGAAAAGCCUUUAGUCAGAGUUCACAUCUUUAUCAGCAUCAGAGAAUCCACACAGGAGAGAAACCCUAUGAAUGUAGGGAAUGUGGUGGAAGAUUCACCUAUAGCUCAGGUCUUAUUCAGCAUCAGAGAAUUCAUACAGGGGAGAAUCCCUAUGAAUGUAAUGAGUGUGGGAAAGCCUUCAGGUAUAGCUCAGCUCUUGUUCGUCAUCAGAGAAUCCACACUGGAGAGAAAUCUUUGAAUGUGAUGACUAUGGGCAAAGGUUCCAUCCGAGUUGCUGCAUUAAAUAUCAGAGAAUCCAUCCACAUGAGAGAGUGAGAGUCUGCUGCCCCACUAAAUAAAUUUAAUGCAAGGAAA
This is a messenger RNA of Dromiciops gliroides (monito del monte), 1876 nucleotides long. RefSeq names its product zinc finger protein 3 (gene ZNF3). The record is from RefSeq and is a predicted model, not a curated record. The transcript has 7 exons. Bases 371 to 1837 code for a protein of 488 amino acids. Gene Ontology annotation, biological process: regulation of DNA-templated transcription. NCBI's taxonomy places the organism in Eukaryota, Metazoa, Chordata, Mammalia, Microbiotheria, Microbiotheriidae.